Nezara viridula (southern green stink bug) is the source of this 3739-nucleotide messenger RNA. The record is from the annotation of a GenBank genome assembly. NCBI's taxonomy places the organism in Eukaryota, Metazoa, Arthropoda, Insecta, Hemiptera, Pentatomidae.
CUAGUUACUAUAUUCUAAAUAACUGAAUAGUGUUAAUUAAUCAUUGGGGCAACAUAUGAAUAAAUACAUUUUUUUGCAGUCUUCCUGUUGUACAUUCACUAAUUCCAUUAAACAGGAUAUAACUUGAAAGAUUUGCGUACAAAUGCACUAAGGAUUCAACAGACCCCAUGUUUUACUCACAAGGUGAUCAAAGUUUACUGUGCAUCAGCAGGAGAUUCCUGCUCAGUUGAGGCCUGAUCUGUCGAAUUUUCUUCAGGCUUGCUCUCAGAAUUCACAGGUUCAGCUGCAGCAGAUGUUGCAGAACCGUCAUCACCAGCUCCUUCUUCAUUACUGGCCUUGGCAUCUUCUACUUCAUCUUCUUCCUGAAGAAACAACCGUAACACAGAUAUUAUAAGACUAUUUUAAAUUUAUUGAGAUCGUUAAACAUAUAAACGGCAAAUAUUAUAAUUUAAUUGAAAAUAACUGAAUUAUCAGUAUGUGGGUUAGCUUGUAAAUAUGAAAUAAACCUCACCUUUGGCAGCUGACUUUCAGAUUUCUCUGGUUCCUUAGUGGGUUCUCCUUCUCCAUUAGCUCCUCUGCUCUCAGGUUUCUCCUCUUCCUCGUCUUUAACUUCUUCAUCUUCCUCCUUUUUCCCUCGACCUCUUCCACGACCUAGUAAUGAAGUAUACAAAAUUAAUGAAUAGAUUAAAAAUAACAAAAUCAAAUAAUUGUAAAAUAAGAAAUUAUAAUCCUUCAGUAAGUUAAUCAUAUCGCUUCAGAGUUCUGAUCAACAUGCUCAACCUAAAACUAGGGAUCAUUCAAAUCCUCGGCCUAAAUUUCAUCAUAAGGAUUAAAAGCCAACAUGUUACUAACAUUAUUAAGAUGAUGAUUAAAAUGAACUGGUCAACACAUUUCUAUAUUAUUAUCAAAACAGAAACAGAGACAGCAAAGGUGAAAUUUGCCUAAACCAAUUAAAUAAAUCUGUAUUAAUGGUUAAAAUUUACUAAACUGCUAAAGGGAUGUUUUAACUAAGUUAUACCUUUGGCUGGUGUUUUCUUUUCUCUUUUUACAGGUGGGGGAGUAGGAAGGGAUCCACGCAUAGAUGACCUCGUAGUCCGCCGACCUUCAGUUGCGUUUUCAUCCUUAUUAAAUCCCUAAAAUAUAAAGAAACAGAACCAUACUAAGCAACCUAUAAUAGUGUAUAGCUAAUAUAUUUAUAUUUUAAUAUGGAAAAGUAUCAAGUAAUUUCAGUAAAAUAAAAUUUCAAAGCACCUUUAAAGUAGCUUCUCCUUCCUGAAUAGUUCUAGCUAAACUGGAUCCCCUUUUGCCUGCUUUUCUACCUCUUUUAGCUGGGGUUUCUUCAUUACUGUCCUAUAAAAUAAAAAUAAAAACUGUUUACUAAACUGAAUAGUUAAGAAUGAGAAAUUACAUAAGUUUUCAUAACAUAAAAAAUUAAAAAUAAAAUGGUAAAAUUUAAACUAACUGAAUAUUUCACUAGACAGUUACAAAAUUAAGCGUCCUAUGCUUGUCUAACGGCAUCACGCUUGUUUUCAAAUCCGUAAAAUCAACAAUACAAAAUAAAUUAACCAUCAUAAUUAAAUAUUACACACAAAAAGUACUCUACUAAAUAUAAAAGCAUGAGCGUGAUUCCGACAGAAUAUUCUUAAAAGUAAGUUUGAAAUUGAUUUCGAAGUAUUGGAGGGAAAAGCUUAAACCUAGGGUCAACAUGGCGUCUACAGCUUGGGAUAUUUACAUAAAUAAGCAGUGGAAGACACAAACGAAAAGUAGUUAAUUAAAUUUUAGCAACAACUUCUGAUAAAUUUAGGAAAAUAAUAUAGACAUUAUUUAAAACACAAAGGAUUAAUUUCAGUGGCAAAUAAACGGCAGAAACAUGGUCAUUGUAUGGAGUGGGGGCAAUCUAAGAACGAAGUUAUUGAUAUUACCGAAAUAUUGUCAUUAAAAAUGUUUACCUUGUUAACAUUAUCAACCGAAUUCUCCGUCUUCACUUCUCCGCUGUUUUCCGACAUGUUGAUAGACGCUUGAACAAAGUUCUACACUUGAAAGGUGAAAUAUCACGGAGAGCUACACGACCCGGUCCUUGUUGUUUUACAAGUCUUCAGUUAGCGGUAGCGUCAGUUCACAAUGCGCAUGCGCUUCUGCUAACACUUAUCGGAUUUAUUUAAUAAACAUUAUUAAAAACAAAACAUGAUGAAGUUAUUUUCAAAUAGCUAUUUAAUAUUUUUUUUAUUUUUAAAAGAGCAAGAUUUGAUGAUUUUAUGAAUGUUUUAGUAAAGAAAAAUUUAAAUCGAUUUUAAUCUCGAUAGCUCCCACAGCCUUUUGUAGCAGUUAUCAAUCAAAUUAAAUUUUCGUUCAUGAUUUACGAUUCAUUCAUAUUUGUACUUUGAGUAUUGUUGGUUUCAACAUUAUCAGAUGAAGAAUUCUCCUAUUGUUAUUAAACUCUUUGGUGUUAAUUUAUAAAUUGUUAGAGUUAUACUCAGUUUAUUUACAGUAUAUUUUAUUUUUACUUUUCAUUUAAUAUCUGAACAAUUGUUUGGUGCAUACAUGUUCAUGUUGUUUUUUCUUAAUUUUUCUCAUGGAGGAAGAUACUUCUAAAGUUCCUCAGUCUACAAAUACAAAACAUUAUUACAAAAGGCAACAUUAUAAAUCUGAUUCUGAUCACAUUUUAAGAAAAAGAAUUCCUCCUAGGGACAUUAGAGGCCCUAAUGAUUUUUAUAUAACUAAUAAUUCAAAUUUCAAGGGACAGCUUGCACAGUGUAUUAAAGCCUUGGAUAAAGGAGAAUCUGAAAUUGUAUUAUGUGGUUCAGGUGCUGCCGUGCCCAGGGCAAUAAAUCUUGCUUUACAGCUGGAAGACAAAUAUUCUGGUUCUUACAGUUUGGAUGUUCAUACAAGUACAAUCCAUUUGGUUGAUGACUUGGAAUCAAUCUCCAAUACCCAUGAAUCUAGAAGUCAAACUCGAUGUAAUUCUUGUGUAAAAAUAAGAGUCUAUAAGAUUAAUGAAUGAUGUUUUUCUCUUUGGAAGAACUUGUACAAUGGCUUGGUUUAACUGUUUUCGAACUGUGGAUUAAUCUUUUUUCAAUAUCAAUAUUUAUGGUUCUUCUCACAUUAAGAUGUGAAGGAAUAACUGAUCAGUCAGAAAGUGGUUGGUGGAUAGUGUUUGCCCCUCUUUUUGUCGCUGACGCAUUGAAUGCCUAUUUCUGUGUUAUAGUGUUGAUCAGGAUGUAUCUUGAAGCAUUAUAUAAGGUAGCUUUUUUUCGAGCAUUAUGGUCUUUCUGCUUUUUAACAGCUAUAUUUUCUUUUGAACUACUUCUUUGCAAAAAAUUAAGUGGUGAAACAUCAUUGGAAUAUUCUGAAGUUCUCUCUCCUAUCUUCAUACUCCUUCAGUUAAUGGCCGUAAGGGCUUGUCAACUGCACUGAUAUAAUUAUUAAUGGUUUUAUAUUUGUCCCAAGCUACGUAAAUGCUAUGAAUCGUAUUUCUGAACCAUCUCAAGUUAAAAAUAUUGGCAAAUAUUUACUUGUGAUUGAUUGAAUGAGGAAGGGACAUAAAAAAUUGAAAAAAAGAUUACUUUAAGUGUCUUCUACAUAGUUGUAUAUAUAAAUUUUGUGAUUAGUUAAAGACUUAUUAUCUAUUAUGAAUAUUUAAGUUAUAAGUAUUAUUGAAUUUAUGUGAUCAUUAUUUUAUAUAAUAUAUUUUUAAAAUAUUAAUCUUGUUUUUAUGAUCAUUAUUACUGCCUAUAUUCAC